Siniperca chuatsi (mandarin fish) is the source of this 4724-nucleotide messenger RNA. It is a transcript of the gene cdk5r1b, whose product is annotated as cyclin-dependent kinase 5, regulatory subunit 1b (p35). Bases 608 to 1516 code for a protein of 302 amino acids. Gene Ontology annotation, cellular component: protein kinase 5 complex; cytoplasm. Gene Ontology annotation, biological process: activation of protein kinase activity; brain development; positive regulation of cyclin-dependent protein serine/threonine kinase activity. Gene Ontology annotation, molecular function: cyclin-dependent protein serine/threonine kinase activator activity; protein kinase binding. The record is from RefSeq and is a predicted model, not a curated record. NCBI's taxonomy places the organism in Eukaryota, Metazoa, Chordata, Actinopteri, Centrarchiformes, Sinipercidae. The transcript has 2 exons.
GCGCACUGAGCGCAGAGCGGCGCCCCACCACCGCCUUUGCGUCAAGCACCCUCACACAGUCAGUGACACAACACAACAUCAGCCCUCGCAGCAUCCGCAUCUCACGGCCAGGAGGACCAGGAGCACAUCCUCAUCUGAGCAUCCAUUCCACAACUGCCUACCAUCGUCUGCGCACCGCCACCAGACGAGUUAAUCCACCGCUUGCUUUUUGCCUCGGCUCGGAUUACUUUCUUUGUUGCAUUUAUAUUCUCCGAAAUGGUUUUUUGUUAUAUUCGCGUCUUGUGAGGAAAAACAAGGCUCGAGAAGCGGAGCAGCAUCGUUGCAGCGCAAUUAUAUUCUCAUUGAGCAGGAGAUCUGCAGUGGCCAUCCAGAGACGCAGACUGAGAGCUGAAACACAACAGAGACUGUGUCAGCGUGGUAAUCGUUAUCCCCUCAGAGAGCUGUUCGCAGGACUAUUUCCUAGGCUUUAGAUGCCCAGCGGCAGCCUGUAGCCCGGGACUCCCAGCUCCCAGAAGCAUUGAGGCUUUGAGACCCUCAGGAUCUCCCCUGGCAGACGCUCUUCUGACCCAGUGCGGCUAAAGCCCCUGGACGCCUCCCCACAGUCACCAUGGGAACCGUGCUGUCUUUGUCACCUAGCUACCGAAAGGCGGCUCUCUUUGAGGAUGGACCGGCCACUGUGGGCCACUACACAGCUGUCCAGAACAGCAAGAAUGCCAAAGACAAGAACCUGAAGCGCCACUCACUCAUCAAUGUGCUCCCGUGGAAGCGGAUUGUAGCAGUGUCAGCUAAAAAGAAAGGCUCCAAGAAGGUACAGCCCAACGGCAACUACCAGAACAAUGUCACCCACCUGAACAAUGAAAACCUGAAGAAGUCGCAGUCAUGUGCCAACCUGUCCACCUUCGCCCAGGAUCAGAGCACUCCAGCUCUCACCAAGAGCUCCAACAACACAGUAUCGUCCGUCAAGAAGGCCCCUCUGACUAACUCCAAUGUGGCCCCCGGGACCCCUAAAAGAGUGAUUGUCCAAGCCUCCACCAGUGAGCUGCUGCGCUGCCUUGGAGAGUUUCUGUGCCGGCGUUGUUACCGGCUGAAACACCUGUCACCCACUGACCCAGUGCUGUGGCUGCGCAGCGUGGACCGCUCCCUGUUGCUCCAAGGCUGGCAGGACCAGGGAUUCAUCACCCCUGCAAACGUGGUCUUUGUCUACAUGCUGUGCCGUGACGUGGUCUCCUCCGAGGUGGCCACAGAGCACGAGCUGCAGGCCGUGCUGCUUACCUGCCUCUACCUGUCUUACUCCUACAUGGGAAAUGAGAUCUCCUACCCUCUCAAGCCCUUCUUAGUGGAGAGCUCCAAGGAGACCUUCUGGGACCGCUGCCUGUCCAUCAUCAACCUGAUGAGCGCAAAGAUGCUCCAGAUCAACUCCGACCCGCAUUACUUCACUCAGGUGUUCGCCGACCUGAAGAACGAGAGCCAGAAGGAGGAGGAGAGGAGCCGCCUGCUCAUCGGCCUGGACCGGUGAUGGGAGCAGAGGGGUCAGGGGAGGAGGGGCAUACUCCAGUCUGGCAUUUUGAAAAGUUUGAAAGAUCUUUUGUGAUGUUACUUAUUUAUUAUUGUCCAAACUGCAGUGGGACUAAGAAUGUUAGGAAAUAUUUGACAUUUAUAACAACUUUGUAUCUAGUAAGACUGAUAACAGAAUCUUCGACUCUGGAGGGGGGCUCAGUGAUUUUCACAGAUUUCAAAUGUUUGCAUUGUGUUUGAGGGAUAACAGUUGCGAUAGUCACCUAAAAAUGGGUUUAAAAAGCAAGAGCUUUCUUUUUGCCUCUUGACGACAUGUAAUUAUCAGGCCAAAUUCUAUUUUCAAACGAGCAAAGGAAGGAUUUUCUGUAAGCCUGAGAAUGAAAGCUUUUUUGACAAUGAUAUAUAAACAAAAAAAUGCCAGACUUGGGUAAAUCCUUUGCUAACAUACAGAUAUAUAUCUAUAUGAAAUACUGAAAAUCUUAAAAAAAAAACAAUUCAGACAAAAAGACAAAAAAACAUUAGAAAAGGAAGCAUACAUCUACAGCAAUGAAUGUGGAGAGGACUGAGGCUGCUGCAGCCUACCAGUGACCUUCUGACUGUUUAACAAUGUGAUGUGCACUGCCUACUGCAGGAGGGCCAUCGCCUGACUGGCUUUCUUCAUGCAUCACGGAUGAACAGUCAUCUCUGGCUGCAAACCCUGGCUCUUUGGGAUGCCAACACCACGUCCCCUCCAUUAAUACGGAUACGACUGGACAUUUUUCGCUGCAAUGCAAAGCUGAAAGAACAGCAGGGUCCAUCAAUGCUGGAUCCAUAUUUUUGUGUGUUUCUGUUUGUGGCUCUACAACAGGACUUUUACUGUACAGGGGAAGACUGGAUGGACAAUAAGCAAACAUUGCAUUGUGGGACUUUUGAUAAGAAGACAACAGCCAGAGGACAUAUGGCCAAUGAUGAGUGGUCAUGAGUGGUACAGUGUGUGUUUAGAAACACCUACUUUAUUUUCAUCUAGAAAAAAAUAAAAGAACAAAUUAAUGGAUGUUUUACUCCCCAUAGACUUACACCUAUGGAGGCUUAUUUAUUGCUUUUCUUUGAUUUCUUUCUUUUUUUACUUAGACAUGUAAUGUUUUGCACGCGUGCCAUGCAAUUUUACAGAGUUUCCUGAAGGGCAGGAGCAAUUAUUAAUUUUCUUCUUUUUACUUGAUUUGUAAACCAACUGCAUCUGCAUUAGAGAAUGCUGUGAACAAAGUGACUCUAGUAUUUUUUAGCUAUGCUUGCUAAAAUAGGCUAUUUGUUUACCAGGGAAAUUCUUUUUGUACUUUUGUCGAUAGGUUGUGUUGCAACCACUUUGGAAUGAUGUUUGAUUUUGUGGUUAUGAUUCAGCAUAGAAAAUGUUAAAACAGUGCCAUAUCUUUGAUGAAAAUCUCACAGGUCUGAAAUACUGUAUGGUUUGUCCAGCUGUUGAAUGACAGGGUGGGUUUUCAUCUACUAAUAACUACGUAUGGACACCUAAUUUAUUGCCAUUUACGUAUUUAUUUAGGCACGUUUAAUGUAAAUGAAAGAUCAUGAUGAGAGACGUUGAAAAGGGAAGGACAUGAGGGGAUGUCUUGCUGGUAUAGCAGGUGUGCUUAUCUUUGGUGGGAAUGAAGAUUGAUCUGGUUUAUGCAAAUGAAUGUUUCAGGAAUUUAUCGAUGAGAAUCUAAUUAAAAAGCCCUUAGAUAAAAACCAAUGUCAAAUCUGACCAUCGCCAAAGUGACAUCAUCAAGGACACCUUGACAGAACAACACAUCAUUGACCUUCCACUUAAGAAAAUGCCCUGAAAACAUCUUUUUGUCCUGCAACACUGGCCUGCAUGAGGAGCUAACUCAAUCUGCUGUCCCACAUAUCAGGAAGAGAAAGCACACACAUUUUUCCAGGGGAAUAAAUUAUUUCAAUGACACUUGUUCAGCAUCACUGCAGAAAAGCACAGCUUACCUUGAGGAUAAUCCAUCAGCAUCACCUCUGUGUAAAUCAAAUGUGAGGCGACAUAACAUUCAUCUAGGGGCUGUAGGAGAUGAGGCGACCUCCACAGGAAUAAUCACAUUUUCAAUCAUAGAAAACACUUGAUUAAAAUGACAUGCUGCAGUGUGCGAUGGCAACGACAUGACAACCAAAACAGAAAGCAUGCGGAACAAUUGAGAUACGGAUUUCUUUUGUUUCACAGAAGAAUAGUUGAAGCUACUCCACUGCAGCUAUUCGUUAUCUCCGUAAUGACUGCAAUCACUGGAGAAGCUAAAGUAUUUCCAUGCAGAAAUGUUUGAGAAAUGUUUUUACUGGUUUUCACAUCUCAUCACAAUAUAGACAAAUGCACACUCUCUUUCUUUAGCAGUGUUCUGAAAAUCUGUCUGAAAAGCAUAAUGGACUGCUCGUGCCAACAAAAGGCUUCUGUCAUGUUUUAAAGUUGUUCCCAGAGAAUGGAAGGCUUCUCCGCGUUAGUGUGAAUCAGAGAAAAUGAGCAGCUCUGAUGGUCACAACCUGUGGCCUCCUCUGCUGCAGGACUGUGGCUGCCAUGUGGAGUUAGAUCAGUGAGAGAAAGUUCAUUUGGAGUGUUUGUACUGGCACAAUAGGGGGACACGCACUUCUGCUCUGGCAGAAGCAGGGCAUUGUGGUAAAGGGCCUCUAAAAGAGACCCAGAAUCUUUGUCUCUCUGUCCACUUGCCCCGACUCACUUGAAAUGUGCCAUUUUUUUCCCACUUUGCAUCACUGAGUAGUUGUUUGAGAAAAUACUUUCAAAAGCUUAGAAAAUAUGAAAAAAAGACUCAAGUGAUAGUUAAGAUUUCUGUCAAAUUCUUUUCUGUAUCUUGUUGCAUACUUUGUAGAUAAAAAAAACGAAACAGUGGUUAGGAAUUUCAAAAAAGAGAGGCAUUCGAUGGCUGCAUGUGUGUGCGAAUGUGUGUGUGCGCGUGUGUGCGUGAAUGACAGCGUUUUAUUUGUACAGAAGAAUGUGUGACAUGUUUUCUUAUGGACAAGGAGCAUACACCAACCACACUGGUAACAGCACUUGGUUUUCCCUUGGUGGGGUGAGGUUGAUGACGAUGAUGUUCAAUAAAAGUGUUCUUUUUUGAAAAAGACAAAAAAGCUGUUGCUGUAAUUGAAACUUUUUUUUUCAGUUAGUUUCUGCUUAUUUUAAUUUAUUUUUGUACUGUGAUGGAAAAAUAAAAUGCACUGAUCGUUCA